GUUCGAUCCAAGGCCGAUCGAUGUCAUAUCGUUCAAGCCACAUCAGCGGAACGUUUGCAUGUGUCUUUGCUGCGUUUGAUCUUUGCUCUGCGACGUUUAUUAGUGCCACAUCAGUUCUUGACGAUUUCUGCCUUUGGGAGACGUCCCAGCCAUGAGUGAAAAGUCGGAAUUCCAGAAGAAGCUGUUGCAAAUCGGCAUCGAUGGCAUGCUCUCUGCAUGCAUAGCACUAGGGACAAGGCUGCAGCUAUUCAAUGCCUUGGCAAAGGUUGGAAGCGAGAGUAGCCCGGCCACUGCUGCUCAAGUCGCAGAUGAGAGCGGAUGCAAAGAAAGGUAUGUGAAAGAAUGGCUAGCCGCGAUGGCAACUGCCGACAUAAUAUCUGUCACAGAAGAUGAGAAGUUCUUCAUCAAACAAGAGAACAUCACUGUACUGACAAGCACCAUGGCGGUUAUGGCAAAUUCUUUGCUUCCAAACUUUCUCAAACCUUAUGAUAAACUGUGCCAAGUGAUCAAGACAGAUGGACCAUUGGGAUUAGAUUACUCGGACUACACAGCAGAAUGCUUUGACGUAAUAGCUAAACUAAGUGAAGCAGCUCACAAAGAACAUCUUAUCCCCAAUAUUAUUCCCUCUCUCGGGGCGGAUAUACAGGAUCGUCUCGAGAAGGGUGGAUUGACGUGCUUAGACAUUGGUUGUGGCAAGGGAAUACAUGCUUUUCAUUUAGCACAGCAAUUUCCCAAAUCAAACUUUAUUGGAGUUGAUGCCAGCCCUGAUGCAAUCUUCUUGGCAGAUAAGCACAGAGAAAGCAACGGUUACACGUUGGAAAACCUGAAGUUCAUCCAUAUGGAUGGCUCGAAACUGGAUCCCGGUUGGACGAACAAGUUUGAUAUAGUCAUCAUUUUUGACGCAUGCCACGAUCAGAUGAGACCAGAUCUGUGUCUCAAGGAAGUCUACCGCGUACUCAAACUAAAGGGCGUUUUCGGCAUGAUAGAGAUAUACGGGACAUCGAAUAUCUAUGAGGAUAAGGAAGAAGAUGGAGCUGUAGCUGCAAGAUACUAUGCAUCCUCGUUGUUUCAUUGCCUUCCAGUUGGAAGCAAUUCUAAAGAUGCUCUAUGCCUGGGCGCUAAGUGGGGGACCAAGCGAGGUAUCGAACUACUCAGGGAGGCUGGGUUCAAUGAGAUCUCCGUGCAUCGCCCAACUUAUUUUCUGCACAACGCGUUCUAUAUCUCCAGAAAAUAACAUCGCUUGGGACCAGACCCAAAAAAUAUCACAUCUUUAACAAUGUGACCAAAUAAACCAUCAAUGACACAUCUGAC
Messenger RNA from Cylicocyclus nassatus, 1311 nucleotides. The record is from the annotation of a GenBank genome assembly. NCBI's taxonomy places the organism in Eukaryota, Metazoa, Nematoda, Chromadorea, Rhabditida, Strongylidae.